Molecule: messenger RNA, 1614 nt
Organism: Camellia sinensis
Lineage: Eukaryota; Viridiplantae; Streptophyta; Magnoliopsida; Ericales; Theaceae
Product: HXXXD-type acyl-transferase family protein
Source: RefSeq, a predicted model, not a curated record
UUUAGCACCACCAACCCAACCAUGAACCACAAAAAUACGUCACCGACAACAAUGGAGGUUAAGAUCUCCGAAACCACCACUGUCUACCCCUCCACACCUCCCUUCCACCACCACCACAUCCUCCCUCUCUCCCUCCUCGACACCGACCCCAACCUCCACGUCACCUUCCGCUACCUCCGUGCGUACGUUAGCACCAACCACCACCACCCCACUGCCGCCACCACAGAUCCCUUCCACAUCAUCACCACCGCCCUCUCCGCCACCCUCCUCCACUACUACCCCUUCACUGGAACUCUCCGCCGCCGCCACGUGGACGGCCGGCUCGAGCUACACUGCGCCGCGGGCAAAGGUGUCCCGGUAGUUCGCGCCAAUGUGGACUGUUCGUUAGACUCGGUUAACUACCUUGACGACCCGGCUGAGAAUUGGAUUGAAACCCUGGUACCCGACCCGAACCCGGAUGAUGCGUUGAAAAACCCGUUGGUUUUACAGGUCACGACUUUCGGGUGUGGCGGGUACAGUCUCGGGGCUUCGGUGCAUCACUCGUUGUGUGAUGGACUCGGUGCAACUCAGUUUUUCAAUGGUAUGGCUGAGUUGGCUCGCGGAGCAAGCCAGUUAUCGGUUGAACCGGUUUGGGACCGGGCUAGGUUGCUUGGACCCAGAGACCCGCCUAGGGUGGAAUUUCCGGUUCAUGAGUUUCUGAGGUUGGAUAAGGGCUUUUCUCCAUAUUCGUCGUCUAGUGGACCGGUUGUGAGGGAGUGCUUUCAUCUGAGGGAAGAGUGGUUGGACCCGUUCAAGGGGUUUUUGCGUGAACGUUCCGGUUCAAGCUACACGACAUUUGAAGCUUUGGGUGCUUUCAUUUGGCAGACAAGGGUGAAAACCUCAGGGAUUCCAGGUGAUGCAAAGGUGAAAUUUGCCUACUCCAUCAACAUAAGAAAGCUAGUGAAUCCCCCACUCCCAGCGGGCUACUGGGGCAAUGGCUGCAUAGCAAUGUAUGUCCAACUCACUGCCGAAGACCUAAUCCACCAACCCAUCUGGGAAACAGCUGAGUUGAUCAAGAAGAGCAAGCGCAAAGCCAACAACGAAUACGUGCACUCCUUCAUCGAUUUCCAGGAGCUACAUUACGCCGAAGGCAUCACAGCUGGUGAAAGGGUGAGUGGAUUCACAGAUUGGAGGCACUUAGGUCACUCCACAGUUGACUUUGGCUCGGGAGGCCCUGUAACUGUUCUACCACUCUCUAGGAACCUUCUUGGCAGCACCGAACCUUGUUUUUUCUUGCCAUAUUCUUCAACCAAUGAGGGGAGUGAUAAGGAUGCUUUUAAAGUUCUUGUGUAUUUGAGAGAGACUUUUGUGAAUGAUUUUAGGGCAGAGAUGGAUAAGUUUAGUCGAUUGGAUUUUGAUUUUCCUUGAAUGUACUCGCCCAAGUUAUGAUUUUUUUUUUUUUAAAAAAAAAGAAAUGUUAGGGAUACAGAACUCAAUCAUUGGAAAUGGUACAAAAACUCACAUGAUUAUUAUGGACCAUGUAGUUGUGUGAGUCCCAAAUGCGAGUGUUUUGUACCAUUUUUCGUCACUGCGUUUCUAGGUUUAAUAUUUUUAAUAAUUGGGUUUUGAAGUUGA